Messenger RNA from Prunus mume (Japanese apricot), 498 nucleotides. The record is from RefSeq and is a predicted model, not a curated record. Lineage: Eukaryota; Viridiplantae; Streptophyta; Magnoliopsida; Rosales; Rosaceae.
CCAGAAGCACAAGAACAAAACUUCAACACAAUACUUCCAAAUUGCAUUUUCCCAACCAUGGUCAAGAACUCCAAAUCCCUCCUCAUUUCCUUAACUAUUCUCUUCUUCAUAACCAUGGUCACUUCAAAAUCACCAAACUUCUCUCAAAACCUAUCUCUACAAGCACUUGGCCUCAACAAGCAAGAGAAGCUAAGCCACCUCCGCUUCUACUUCCAUGACAUUGUCAGCGGUCCAAACCCUACCGCCAUUUGGGCUGCCCAAACACCCACAUCCAAAAAAUCCCCAACCCUAUUUGGCUCCAUAGCCAUGUUUGAUGACCCAUUAACCGUGGGCCCAGAAAGAAGCUCCAAGCUUGUGGGAAGAGCACAAGGGAUUUAUGGGUCUGCUUCACAAAGUGAGGAUGCUUUGUUGAUGACCAUGAACUUGGCUUUUGUUGAAGGUAAGUUUAAUGGGAGCAGCCUUAGUGUUUUUGGUCGAAACGCGGUGUUGGCCACCUAA